AUGGCCUGCGCGUACGAAGAAAAAGAGGAUGCCGACACGUACUUAGAUGUCGUCCUCGUCAAGGAAACAGGCGGCGACGAUGAUGAUGAGGGCGGCAUCGUGCUCAAGGUAGAGCACAUCAUCAAUGGCACCAACCUCGGCGGCGAGGAGCAGCCGAAGGAUCUCAUUAAUAAGGACCUGGGCAAGGACCGCUUGACAGUGAAGUGCGACAAGGUGGAGAUCGUGCAUGGCAGCAUGGUGGUAGGCGGCUCGCCGGCGACGUUGGUGGUGUUCCAGUUCGCCUUUGUCCCCCGCGCCCGCACGGCGCGCUUCAAGUCGGCCGAGAUCAUCCUCAAGUUCUCGGUGGGCGAGGUGUAUGCCAUCACACACGAGCACACGUUCGUCAUCAUGAAGUCCACGAAGACGCACGAAGUCAGCCAUAACGUCAGCCCGAGCAUUGAGGCGAAGGACACGCUUACCCUCGCGGACCACGCCAGAAUCCAAGGCAACAAGCGCACCCUGCUCGACAGGAGCGGUCAGAAGCGCCCCAGCAACAGCGUCAUUUGGUCUCUUUCGGAGAACGGGGACACGGAGUCGGGCAUCCCGCACUUGCUACAGACGGCGCUGCUGCUCAGGCGCGCCAAGCCUGCGGACGGGGCGUUCGAGCCUGGCUUCGAGGCCGAGAUAUCGAUUCGCGCUGACGUGGAUUCAAAGACCUCGGCGAAGGAGGUCGGCCAGGCCGUCAAAGCGUUUUUCACCGCCGGGUCGAAGAAGGGGAACGAUAUUGUCUUCAACCCCCUCCCACCGGAGAAGUCGCAUCCUCCUGAGAAGCUGCAGCCUCCUGUAAAUCCGCAGUCUCUGGACAGGCCAAAGCCUCCCGAGAUGCCUCAGCCGCACAAGAUCAAGACGCCCGAGAAAGCGGUUGCGGUGACAGAGAAGAUUCAGCCAAUUGGAAGAGAAGCACCUAGCGUCGGCGCCGACGAGGCUGUGGCAGAGAAAAGGAUGACCUUCGGAUUACCGAAGGCCGUGGUCCUGACGCCGGAAGUGGAGACACUCAUCGCUGACGUCGAGCAGGAGGCUGCGGCAAUUGGUGCUGAUGCCGAAACUGAACCCGAGCUACAGGAGCAGUUGGCUCUCGUGAGGGCCGAGGCGAGUUUCGUGAAGCGGCGGGUCGAUCUCGAGAAAUAA
Messenger RNA from Phialemonium atrogriseum, 1167 nucleotides. RefSeq lists its product as uncharacterized. Lineage: Eukaryota; Fungi; Ascomycota; Sordariomycetes; Cephalothecales; Cephalothecaceae. The coding region runs from base 1 to 1167 and encodes 388 amino acids. The transcript is spliced from 3 exons. The record is from RefSeq and is a predicted model, not a curated record.